Drosophila rhopaloa is the source of this 1211-nucleotide messenger RNA. It is a transcript of the gene PpD5, whose product is annotated as serine/threonine-protein phosphatase alpha-2 isoform. Gene Ontology annotation, molecular function: protein serine/threonine phosphatase activity. Gene Ontology annotation, cellular component: cytoplasm; nucleus. The coding region runs from base 63 to 1121 and encodes 352 amino acids. NCBI's taxonomy places the organism in Eukaryota, Metazoa, Arthropoda, Insecta, Diptera, Drosophilidae. The record is from RefSeq and is a predicted model, not a curated record. The transcript has a single exon.
UUCAACGCAGCCGAAUAUAUUUAAAUUCCACACUCCAUAAAAAACUCCGAGUUAGGGAAUCGAUGUCCCGCCGCCCGACCAGCGUGAUGGCCAGCGGCAAGGAGGCCGCCAAGAGCAGUGCGGACAAGGACGAGAAGAACCGACUGGCCCACCUGGACGCGAUCAUCAAUCAGCUCAAGAACCAGACACUUGGAAGCCGGAGGGCUGGCAAUCUAUCGGAGUCCACGUUGGCAUACAUAUGCAGUACGAGUCGGGAGUUGUUCCUAUCCCAGCCGAUGCUCCUGGAGCUGAGUGCUCCGGUGAAGAUCUGCGGCGACCUACACGGGCAGUUCAGGGACCUCUUGAGGAUCUUCCAGCAGUGCGGUAUCCCUCCGGCUUCCAACUACCUGUUUCUCGGCGAUUACGUGGAUCGGGGUCAGUACUCGGUGGAAACGUUGACCCUGCUGCUGACCUACAAGCUGCGUUAUCCGGAGACCUUCUUUUUGCUGCGCGGCAAUCACGAAUCGGCGGAUGUGAAUCGGGUGUACGGGUUUUUCGACGAGUGUAAGCGACGGUACAGUGUGAAAUUGUGGCGCACCUUUGUGGAUUGCUAUGACUGCAUGCCGGUGGCUGCCAUCGUGGCGGAUCGCAUCUUCUGCGUUCACGGCGGACUGAGUCCGGAUCUGAAGAAUCUGGACGACAUCCGUCGGCUGCAUCGACCCACCGAUGUGCCCAGCGAUGGCCUGCUCUGCGAUCUGCUCUGGUCGGAUCCGGAUGAGACCACCGGCACCUGGGAGGCCAACGAUCGUGGAGUUAGCUUCACUUUCGGCACCGGCAUUGUGGAGGGCUUCCUGCUGCAGUACAAGUUCAACCUGAUUGUCCGCGCCCAUCAGGUGGUCGAGGAUGGGUACGAGUUCUUCGCCGAUCGCCAGUUGGUCACCAUCUUUUCGGCACCGAACUACUGCAACAUCUUCGACAACAGCGGAGCCGUUCUGGUGGUGGACCACAAUCUCGUCUGCCACUUCAUCAUCAUCCGUCCAAGGCCCAUGAUGCGGGCCUUGCCCUUCGAGUCGGACAGUGGAUCGCAGACUCCACCGACUGGAGGACCACCGCCUUCUGCAAAGGAGAAGAAAGUGUAUUAAACGUAGUUGUUGAAUACUCUAAGGAUUAUCCUAUACACAAGAAAUGUAUCAGAAGUCGAAUAUAUAAAAUAAAUUAGUCUUAAAUCUUAA